AAGAUGAGCGACUCUGAUCACUUACGUGCUAUAUGUUUGUUCAAGGAUUUGACUGACAUCUUCUAAUAUACUAGAAACGUUUAAUGAUUACAUGAACGCAUAGUUCUAGAUCGAAAGAGAUUAUUUACUGGAUAUGUAAUGCUGACAGAAAUUGAUUUCGUUUGAAAAUUAAGACUUUUGUAAACUAUUUUGUAAUUUUUGACAGUUGAUAUUAUAUCACUGACAAGUCAGUCAAGUUACAGAUCACGAAUUCCGAUUCGAAAACGUAUAGUCAACCUGAUUUUCUUCUGGAUGUACAAUUCGUUAAUCUAUAGGGAUUUCUGUCUUAAAUGUAAUAUGAUAUUGUCUUUGCAACAUAUGCUUUACUUAGCUAUAGGAACACUAAAUAUCUAAAUACAUUAUUAUCAUUUUCGGUAAGUACACAUGAACUUGAGCCACCAAGAAUUGAGCUUUAGCGAUCUUUUCGCAGUCCUUUCGUCAUAUCGAAGAAAUUGCAAAACCGCCCUGUUCCAUCUUUGCUAUUAGUGUAUGUGUAUUUUUAUGGCGAUUACAUGCAGGAUAUAUUUCGCAAAUACCGGCGGAGGUUUUGUUUUAGUUUUGGCUUUUUCUUUUACGGUUGCAACAGCGCGUUUUUUAAAAGAUCCGCCAUAAAUGUUUUCCUCCAUUAUGCAGCAGAGGCAUUUUUAUUUUAAAAUAAUAUGUUUUCAUUUAUAGAGAUUAUCUGUAUAGGUAUAAAAAGAAAACGACCUGACAAUACUUUGUUGAUUUCACUUAACAGAUAUUUCACGCCGAAAGAAUUUAUUGACUUUUGAUUAAAUAUUGAAACACAGUUAUCAAUAUUUGUGAAAACUGAGAGAUUUCUAUUCCCAUAAUUUACAAUUUACAAAAUCGCUGUGUUUCUCACUUCAUGGAGUGCCCCCGUAUCUUUGACGAUAAUUUACAAUUUAUGAUCUGCAAACAUAUAAACUAGCUAUCAUAUCGCGAAAACAAACAAUAAAUGACUUUUAACAGUUUUGGAACUUGAACAAUUCAAAACUGUUUGAACCGUAUCUGAGUGGCAUAGCGCAUCUGUCAAAAAGAAAGAUCAGCGGGCAAAGGGAAAUAACUGAUUGCACUUAUUACGGAGAUAGUGUUUGGGAUUAACACUCAGUUUAUCCGCUUUAAUUUAAGCCGAUCACAUCGAUCACCGGAUCAUUUUUAAACAGUCUAUCUUUUAAUCUUUUCAACAUUUGAAUAUGUUUGUAAGAGAUACUUAAAAGUGAUGUCUAAAUGAACAGAAACAAUUUGUAAGUGGUAAAAAAAUGGCGGACUACAUGAUGGAGAUUGAGAUAAGUAAAGCUGGCAGCAACAAAGACAGACAGAGCGGGAAUACUUUACGAACAAGUAGUUUCCAAGAGCGCAUCGAUCAAAAUGGUUCCUCCACCCCCGCAGAAAGAGAAAUUGAAAACAUUCUUCGUACGCAUACAAGGGGUAGCCCUAGACGAAGGCGCAAUUAUUCGCCAGUGAAAUCUUAUUCGCCGACACGUGAGCGAUCAACGUCACAGUCUCCACGACGUGAACGUUCUUUUCUCCGUUCGACGUCACCGGACAAACUACCUUUUCGGAAACCAACGAUAUGGUCGCAAUGGGAACAGUCGAAAAAUGAUGGACAAGACUACCUUCAGGAAUAUAAUGUGAAACAAAUGACUAGUUUAUACGGGAAAGACUUACGUGGAAAGGUUGACGCCGCGUCUGAUUGGUACAGAGUGAACGGCCUUGACCGUAGUAAAACUCAGACAGAAGCGUUAAACUGGCUGUCACAGGAAAUGAAGACAAGAGAGAUGUUGAAGGAAGAGAAAAAUAUAAACAAAUUAUCACACCGACACAGGAUUCAGCGAACUCCUAGUCUACAGGACAUCAGAUCCAGAGAGAGUAAAUUCACAAACGACGCAAUUGUUACCGAAAGAAGACGUACGAGGUUCAAGGAUAUCAUCCCACAGUACGACGCCUCCUCAGAUCGCCAUUGUAAAGCCUACUUCAAGAGAAAAGAUGUUCAACAAUUACUUAAUGUAACACGUUCCAGAGAAGAAAAUAAAAUGGAAAACUAUUGGAAUAGAAAAAUGACAAUAGCCAAACGCUACAGCCUUUUUGGCUGGAAAGAAAAUGAACUACCCCGGCCGGAAGUGUGACCCCAGGAGUGACCCCAUCUAUAAGAACACCGAGACAGACACCAGGAGCAACCCCAUUUUGAAGAAGAUGACAGACGACAGAUCAAAAUCCGCUAAACGUCACAAUAAACUAUA
Molecule: messenger RNA, 2282 nt
Organism: Mercenaria mercenaria
Lineage: Eukaryota; Metazoa; Mollusca; Bivalvia; Venerida; Veneridae
Exons: 5
Coding region: 1302-2168 (288 amino acids)
Source: RefSeq, a predicted model, not a curated record